This is a messenger RNA of Oncorhynchus keta (chum salmon), 4877 nucleotides long. Its product is annotated as progesterone-induced-blocking factor 1-like. The coding region runs from base 893 to 2230 and encodes 445 amino acids. Gene Ontology annotation, biological process: cilium assembly. Lineage: Eukaryota; Metazoa; Chordata; Actinopteri; Salmoniformes; Salmonidae. The transcript has 10 exons. The record is from RefSeq and is a predicted model, not a curated record. Gene Ontology annotation, cellular component: centriolar satellite.
CCCGCUCAACCAUCUCCCUCAGAUGACCACUCAAAGCCAUGAAUUUUCCAUUGACUGUCAAUCUCAUUAUGUUUUGUUUUGUUUCUUUAAAGCGCGUCGAGAUCCUUUAUGUAAUGAAUAGCGCUAAAAAAAAAAAGUUGAAUAAACUAUUAUUAAAUGUUGCUGUUGUUUCUGGCGAACAUUUUAUGUGGUUGCAAAACAAACGGAAGUGACUCGGAUGUCACUUCCGUUUUGUUUGUUGUGAUCCGCGAGCGGCGGUUUCUAUGCGAUUCGAAGCGGGACCGUUGAAAUUAUGAAAACAGCGACCACCGAACAUUUAGGGUUGUUCGAAUAUAAAUAGUUAAUGCUAAACCCAAUUUAAUUUAUGGGAUAUUAACAACAACAAAAAAAUAUUAUAAUUUGUAAGGAAUUAGCCAGCUAGCUAUGAAGCUACUUGUCGGACAGUGAACGUUUCCAACUAUUCGACGUUAGCUAACUAUAACUAGCUAACUAUAACUAGCUAACUAACUAGUACUGUACAGUGGCUAACAGUUAAUACAACCACAGACAAGGAGCUCGUUACCAGUAUAUGUCGUGCAACAGUCGACGUUGUUAGUACAAUCAUACAACUAGCUCGCUAACGCCUUUAACCGUCCUUGAACUCUUUUGAGUUCGCUAAUCCUUAAUCUUCGGUAAUUUAUAUGGUAAAUUAAUAAAUCUUCGGUAAUCUUCGGUAAAUUAUAUGGUAAAUUAAUAAAUCUUCGGUAAUCUUCGGUAAUUUAUAUGGUAAAUUAAUAAAUCUUCGGUAAUCUUCGGUAAGUUAUAUGCUCAGCAGUGAGCUGGCAAAAAAAAAAAAAGCAGAUCACUACUUGUUUGACAAAAGCGAGGUAGCUAACGUUUAUCUAGCUUCAAAAUGCCUGCGAAGAAGACGCCGAAAAACCCGUCGGUGAAUAUCUCCAGCUCCCUGGAGGAGUCGGAAGAGUUCAGCCUGGAGACCACGGUGCCCACGGAAGACAUCUCGUCGUCGGAGGAACGGGACCGCACCGGGACGCAGAAAGUCACCCGACAGCUCAUCGAGAGGAAAGAGCUACUGCACAACAUACAGCUGUUAAAAAUAGAGAUGUCGCAGAAAAAUCUCAUCGUAGAUAACAUGAAAGUGGACCACUUGACGAAGAUGGAGGAGCUGGAGGAGAGGCUGAAUGUUGCCCUGCACCAGAAACAAGUCCUGGCUCUGAGACUGGACAGCCAGCUGCAACUCACCCAGGAUGAGAGGAGGAAGCAGCAGGCUCUGAGGAAGCAGGAGAUGGAUGGGAUCCUCCUGAGACAGAAGCAGCUGGAGGAGACUAACAGACGGCUGUGUGACAAGGCAGGAGACCUGCGACGCAGCCUCAGGGACCUGGAGCUCACCGAGGACAAAUACAAGGAGCUCCGAGAUAUCCCAGAGGAGAGACUCUCUAUCACUGAAUACGUAGCGGUGUGUUUCUAUGAGGUGGUGAGUCCUCUCAAAGCCCAGCUCUCUGAGCUCCAUGUCAAGAGGAACAGCCUGACAGACGACCUGGAGACACAUAGGACUGAGAUCAAGGCCCUUAUGAAGAGUUACGAGGAGGAGCGCAGGGCGAGGUCAGAGCUGGAGAUCAGGAACCAGAGACUAACUCUGGAGCUGGCUGACACUAAAGGGCUCAUCCAGGAGGGAGACUUCAAGAGGGACAACUACUCUAACAUCAAACGUGAGCGUGAUGCGUUUGAGUGUGAGGUGAGAGAGUUGAGGAAGAGGCUGGAGCUGCUGGAGGUGACUCAUGAGGUCCAGACCAGGGAGAGGAAUGAGCUGAGUCGAGAGGUGUCUACUCUGCAGCAGACUGUGACCCUCCUCCAGAAGGAUAAGGAAUAUGUUCACAGACAGAGCAUGGAGCUGAAUGUGCGCUGUGCCCACCAGGAAGACCGUCUAGAGAGGCUGCAGACCCAGCUGGACGACGCCCAGAGGGCCAGGGAGGAGGUCUAUCACAAAUACAUCGCUUCUAGAGACCACUACAAGACAGAGUACGAGAAUAAACUUGCUGAGGAGCUGGAGAACAUUCGUCUGAAGACCAGCCAGGAGAUCGAUAGCCUGCAGAGGACCUCAAAGGAGAUGUACGAGAGAGAGAACAGGAACCUCCGUGAGACGCGGGACAACGCAGUGCUGGAGAAGGACAGAGCGACGACGGCAGAGAGAGAGACACAGACCAGAUACGACCAGCUACUAGAACAGAGGUGAUGGUGGAGGAUGAAUGGCACGACAACGGGUCCUCAUCAUGCUGAAACAGGAGGUGAUGGUGGAGGAUGAAUGGCACGCCAACGGGUCCUCAUCAUGCUGAAACAGGAGGUGAUGGUGGAGGAUGAAUGGCACGCCAACGGGUCCUCAUCAUGCUGAAACAGGAGGUGAUGGUGGAGGAUGAAUGGCACGCCAACGGGUCCUCAUCAUGCUGAAACAGGAGGUGAUGGCGGCGGAUGAAUGGCACGCCAACGGGUCCUCAUCAUGCUGAAACAGGAGGUGAUGGAGGCGGAUGAAUGGCACGCCAACGGGUCCUCAUCAUGCUGAAACAGGAGGUGAUGGUGGAGGAUGAAUGGCACGCCAACGGGGCCUCAUCAUGCUGAAACAGGAGGUGAUGGUGGCGGAUGAAUGGCACGCCAACGGGUCCUCAUCAUGCUGAAACAGGAGGUGAUGGCGGCGGAUGAAUGGCACGCCAACGGGUCCUCAUCAUGCUGAAACAGGAGGUGAUGGAGGCGGAUGAAUGGCACGCCAACGGGUCCUCAUCAUGCUGAAACAGGAGGUGAUGGUGGAGGAUGAAUGGCACGCCAACGGGUCCUCAUCAUGCUGAAACAGGAGGUGAUGGUGGAGGAUGAAUGGCACGCCAACGGGUCCUCAUCAUGCUGAAACAGGAGGUGAUGGUGGAGGAUGAAUGGCACGCCAACGGGGCCUCAUCAUGCUGAAACAGGAGGUGAUGGUGGAGGAUGAAUGGCACGCCAACGGGUCCUCAUCAUGCUGAAACAUGAGGUGAUGGUGGAGGAUGAAUGGCACGCCAACGGGGCCUCAUCAUGCUGAAACAUGAGGUGAUGGCGGCGGAUGAAUGGCACGCCAACGGGGCCUCAUCAUGCUGAAACAGGAGGUGAUGGCGGAGGAUGAAUGGCACGCCAACGGGUCCUCAUCAUGCUGAAACAGGAGGUGAUGGUGGAGGAUGAAUGGCACGCCAACGGGGCCUCAUCAUGCUGAAACAGGAGGUGAUGGUGGAGGAUGAAUGGCACGCCAACGGGGCCUCAUCAUGCUGAAACAGGAGGUGAUGGUGGCAGAUGAAUGGCACGCCAACGGGUCCUCUGGAUCUCACCACGGUAUCUCUGUGUGCAUUCAAAUUGCCACCUAUAAAAUAUAACAGUGUUCGUUGUCCGUAGCUCAUGCCUGCCCGUCACCAUAACCCCACCGCCACCACGGGGCGCUCUGUUUCACAACGUUGUCCGUAGCUCAUGCCUGCCCGUCACCAUAACCCCAGCGCCACAACGGGGCGCUCUGUUUCACAACGUUGUCCGUAGCUCAUGCCUGCCCGUCACCAUAACCCCACCGCCACCACGGGGCGCUCUGUGUCACAACGUUGUCCGUAGCUCAUGCCUGCCCGUCACCAUAACCCCACCGCCACCACGGGGCGCUCUGUUUCACAACGUUGUCCGUAGCUCAUGCCUGCCCGUCACCAUAACCCCACCGCCACCACGGGGCGCUCUGUUUCACAACGUUGUCCGUAGCUCAUGCCUGCCCGUCACCAUAACCCCACACCGCCACAACGGGGCGCUCUGUUUCACAACGUUGUCCGUAGCUCAUGCCUGCCCGUCACCAUAACCCCACACCGCCACCACGGGGCGCUCUGUUUCACAACGUUGUCCGUAGCUCAUGCCUGCCCGUCACCAUAACCCCAGCGCCACCACGGGGCGCUCUGUUUCACAACGUUGUCCGUAGCUCAUGCCUGCCCGUCACCAUAACCCUACCGCCACCACGGGGCGCUCUGUUUCACAACGUUGUCCGUAGCUCAUGCCUGCCCGUCACCAUAACCCCAGCGCCACCACGGGGCGCUCUGUUUCACAACGUUGUCCGUAGCUCAUGCCUGCCCGUCACCAUAACCCCACCGCCACCACGGGGCGCUCUGUUUCACAACGUUGUCCGUAGCUCAUGCCUGCCCGUCACCAUAACCCCACCGCCACCACGGGGCGCUCUGUUUCACAACGUUGUCCGUAGCUCAUGCCUGCCCGUCACCAUAACCCCACCGCCACCACGGGGCGCCCACACCAAGCCGUUCACGUGGUCUGCAGUUGUGAGGCCGGUUUGACGUUCUUCCAAAUUCCUCUAAAAUUACGUUGGCGGCAGCUUGUGGUAAAGAAAUGAACAUGAAAUCCUCUGGCAACAGCUCUGGUGAACAUUCCUGCCGUCAGCAUGCUCAGUGCAACCUCAAAACCACUGUCAUCUGUGGGCGUUGUGUUGUGUGACGACAACUGCACAUUUUAAAGUGGUCUUUUUACUGUCCCCCAGCACAAGGCGCACCUGUGUAACGAUCAUGCUGUUUUAAUCAGCGUCUUGAUAUGCUACACCUGUCAGGUGGAUGAAUUAUCUUGGCAAAAGGAGAAAUGCUCACUAACAGGGAUGUAAACAAAUUUGUGCGAAACAUUUUGAGAGAAAUAAGCUUUUUGUGCGUAUGGAACAUUUCUGUGAUAUUUUAUUUCAGCUCAUGAAACAUGGAACCAACACUUUUUAACGUUGCUUUUAAAUCAAAAUCAAAAUGUAUUUGUCAAAUGCUCCCGAAUACAACAGGUGUAGGUAGACCUUACAGUGAAAUGCUGAAUACAACAGGUGUAGUAGACCUCACAGUGAAAUGCUGAAUACA